This is a messenger RNA of Salvelinus fontinalis (brook trout), 543 nucleotides long. Its product is annotated as fibrous sheath-interacting protein 2-like. Bases 37 to 543 code for a protein of 168 amino acids. NCBI's taxonomy places the organism in Eukaryota, Metazoa, Chordata, Actinopteri, Salmoniformes, Salmonidae. The record is from RefSeq and is a predicted model, not a curated record. The transcript has 4 exons.
CAGAAGACCCCCGGGUUUGACCUGUUGGACCCCAACAUGAGAGUCAUGGAUGUUAGUUAUAACUGCCUCCACGACAAACACCUGAAGAGUUUUUUCCGCCAUCCGGAAAGGAAGAAGCGGCUGGUGAAGCAAGGCCUCAUCACCUCAAAUGAGAAGGUGCUGUGUACGUGUAAAGAGUACAAUCGCUACAGUAGCUACAUCAAGUCAGUUCAGUUGCUGUGGGAGAAGCAGUGCUGUGCCCAGCAGAAAAAUCUUUUGAAGCAGUUCCUAGUCUUGCAGCAGCAAGGGGAGGUUCCUUCCCACAUCUCACUGACGGAUAUUAGAGAAUGGCUCAUUGACAAGGGUAGAAACUACUUCAAGAACACGUUUCAGAGUGAAAUGGAAGAGGGGAAGAACCUUCACUUGGCCGAACUGGCUUGGAAUGUGAAACGACGCCUCAGGCUUGAGGAGCUGGAAAGAGAAGUGUGCAGGGAGCUGCGCCUGGAGCGCCGAAUCCGCUGGUCGGUGCUUGGACAGGUAAGGAUGGAACAGCGGCACUCCUAG